Messenger RNA from Cokeromyces recurvatus, 1273 nucleotides. RefSeq lists its product as uncharacterized. Gene Ontology annotation, cellular component: cytoplasm. NCBI's taxonomy places the organism in Eukaryota, Fungi, Mucoromycota, Mucoromycetes, Mucorales, Mucoraceae. The record is from RefSeq and is a predicted model, not a curated record. Gene Ontology annotation, biological process: phosphatidylethanolamine biosynthetic process. The coding region runs from base 172 to 1236 and encodes 354 amino acids. Gene Ontology annotation, molecular function: ethanolamine-phosphate cytidylyltransferase activity. The transcript has 3 exons.
GUUUUCUGUUAAAUAAAAAAAUAAAUAAAAAAUGUCAACUGUCAAUUCUCAAUUAAACAAAGGAAGCCUAUAAGGUAAUAAUAAGCUUAUGUGUACUUUGAAUGUUUCUUAAGCUUUGAAAUAAAUAAUAAUGAUGAUGAUGAUAGAGUCUGGGUCGAUGGUUGCUUUGAUAUGAUGCACUAUGGACAUGCAAAUGCACUUCGUCAAGCUAAAUCGAUGGGGGAUAUUCUUGUUGUAGGUGUUCAUUCAGAUCAGUCUAUUGAGAUCAAUAAGGGGCCCACGGUCAUGAACGAAGAGGAACGUUAUGCAGCAGUGGAAGCUUGUAAAUGGGUAGAUGAGGUAGUCAGGGAUGCACCUUAUAACACAACUGUGGAAUGUUUAAAGCAACAUCAUAUUGAUUUUUGUGUACAUGGUGAUGAUGUGACGACGAUGGCAGAUGGUACGGAUUGUUAUCAAGCUGUCAAGGAUGCUGGUUUAUAUAAGGAAUGUAAACGUACUGUGGGUGUUUCGACAACUGAAUUAGUAGGUCGUAUGUUGCUCUUAUCAAAAGAGCAUCAUCAUAAACAACAACGACACGUAGUUGGUAAUCGUGAGGAAGCUGUCAAGUCCUUUAUUAGUCAUUCAUCAUCGACAACAAAUAAUAGUAGAGUAUCUCAUUUUUUACCUACUUCAAAACGUAUUGUUCAAUUCGCGGACGGUCGUGAACCAAAGCCUACAGAUCGUGUAGUCUAUGUAGAUGGUACCUUUGAUCUCUUUCAUGUAGGUCAUAUUGAAUUCUUAAAGAGAGCCAAGACACUAGGGGAUUUUUUGGUAGUGGGUAUACAUGAUGAUCAAACGGUCAAUGCUAUCAAGGGUUCAAAUUACCCUUUGAUGAACUUGCAUGAACGUGCUCUAAGUGUGUUGGCAUGUCGUUAUGUAGAUGAAGUCAUCUUGGGUGCACCUUAUAGUGUGACGGAAGAUGUGCUAAGUAAAGAAUAUCGUGUGAGUCUAGUUGUGCAUGGAAAUACUCCCACUGAUCCAGAUCUAGAUGGCAAAGAUCCUUACCAAUUGCCAAAAGAACGCAAUAUGUAUAUAGAAAUCGAUAAUCCUAAUCAUACCAUUACAACACAAGGCAUCAUUAAUCGAAUUGUUGAAAAUAGAGUCAUCUUUGAAGAGAGACAAAAGAGAAAGAAUCAUAAAGCUAUUCUAGAAAAGGAAAUUCAAGAGAAAACUUUUCAACAUAUUAUAGUUGCCUAAAUCAUAAUAAACUUUACAUUUCAUUCUAUUAUUCUCA